AUGGUCAUCCGUGACGUGCCACAACUUGAGGCCGAGAUAUGGAAUGUUAUCUCAAUCGGGCCUAAACUACGGCCCGUCAUUGAUAGGUACAAAAUAGCCAAGGACAUUAGAUCGGGUCUGCUCUACCUACAUCACGAGUGCGACCCACAUAUCCUGCAUAGAGACAUCAAACCAGGCAAUGUACUCUUGGAUGAAAAUUUCAACGCCAAGCUCGCCGAAUUUGGCCUAUCGAGGAUGGCAAACCAAGACAAUGCAACGUUGCUGACAACUGCCAUAGGCUCGGAAGGGUACCUUGAUCCACAGUGUCUGAAACACGGUAAGGUCCCGUUCAAGCGUAGCUCAGACGUGUACAGCUUCGGCAUCGCCCUUCUCGAGAUCGCCUGCGCAAGGAGGCACAGGGAGCAAAUCUGGGACCUAUACCGAAGAGGUGGCAAUGUUGUCGAGGCGGCGGAUACAAGGUUAACCAUUGGUGGUGGCCUUGAUAUGAGAGAGAUAGAGCGUGUCAUCGUAUUGGGGCUCUGGUGCUCUGCUUUGGAGACUCAACACCGCCCUUCUAUGCGGCAAGCUAUGGAUGUCCUGGAGCGUGACGGACCGUUGCCUGCCCUUAACAGCUUGAUCGUCGUCAACACUACUUUGGCAUCAACGACAGAGGAAGACGCCUCCAGUGCGCCGGCGGCGGGCAAUCGCUAUGACUGUGAUGAGGCACCACUGCUGAUUGAAGGGUAG
Molecule: messenger RNA, 726 nt
Organism: Oryza sativa Japonica Group (Japanese rice)
Lineage: Eukaryota; Viridiplantae; Streptophyta; Magnoliopsida; Poales; Poaceae
Source: RefSeq, a predicted model, not a curated record